ACGGGACAUAUACUUUAAAAGAUAUAAAAGAGGAAUAAGUGGAGCCGUGCUACCAUGGUACAACCAAACAAGAGAGAUCUCAGGUUCUGGUCCAACAAAAAAACACAGUACUCUCAUCAUCAACGAGGCGACGUACUCAGGACGCGAUGCUAUUGAAGGCGGCUCUACUCUUGGUGCUAUUAGCUUAUUCCAAAACAUCGGGCUUCAUCAUGAGGACAUCAAUCGAGGACUGUUACAAAAUUGUAGAAAGUGCGCUCCAGAAAUACCACAAAAUCUGUCCUGAAACUGGUAAGUUGCUUUGGUGUGUCAAUAGAAUUGAUUCUUCUUCGGACGACGUGCUGAGGAACUAUCGCUUCGUGGUGCUGGCCUACAUCCGGAUGAAUAGCAUGACCAAAGUUUGUGAACUAGAUCCGAGAAUACGAUGGCAGCUGAAUCGUCUCAGAAAUGAAGUCCUGAAACAACCAUGGACAACUCAAAUGGAACAGAACAAAAAGUUUAUCCACUUGGCAUUUUUCCCGGGGGAUCCGGCAAGUCCAUCAGCUGAGGCAUCCCACAAAGAAUGCAUGGACGAGUUUUCAAAGCUCCUUAAACAUUACAGCGCUUGCAACGUGUAUAGAGAACUCAUCCAGUGUUUCAAGAGCAAGGCCCUAUCUGCGCAUGACCACCUAACAGAGGCGUUUUAUAACGUCACCGUUAUGCCAGCCUUCAGUCUUUUCUUGAUUUGCAAUCAACCAUUAUCAUCCCCUGUCAUUCAUAUCCCUUUAAUAAAUGGCAAUCAUCUAUCACCAAACACUGUCCUUUUAAGAACUGGUUAGAUUUUGUAGCAUACUUGUCCUUCAAAUAUCCCGCCUGUUCAGUUAUACUUGUUAUCAGCACAAAAGCGCUAAAUAGCUAAUGAAAGUUCGAAAAUGUAAACGAGCCAACAAAAACUUACAAAUAAAAUUUCCAUUGGGCCUUUGA
This is a messenger RNA of Nematostella vectensis (starlet sea anemone), 960 nucleotides long. RefSeq lists its product as uncharacterized. The record is from RefSeq and is a predicted model, not a curated record. The transcript has 5 exons. Lineage: Eukaryota; Metazoa; Cnidaria; Anthozoa; Actiniaria; Edwardsiidae. Bases 147 to 815 code for a protein of 222 amino acids.